Messenger RNA from Cinara cedri, 2998 nucleotides. The record is from the annotation of a GenBank genome assembly. NCBI's taxonomy places the organism in Eukaryota, Metazoa, Arthropoda, Insecta, Hemiptera, Aphididae.
AUGAAAUCUAAAGGGAUAUGGAAAUCAAGAAGCGAAACGACAGAUUCGCAAUCGGCUUUUCUCGGUAAGUGUACCGACGCAAAUUGUCGCGUGGGUUAUAAUAUUAUUAAGAUAACCCCGAUCCACAGUAUAAUAACUAUUUGAGUAAGGUAUUCGAAUUGCAUCUAAUUUAUUGAUGCUAAGUGCACUCAGGUCCAAAAAAAGGAAAAAAAUAUAAUUAUAAGUUUCACUAAUUUAUUCCCUUCUCGCUUACAUUUUAACUAUUGGCGUAGUUAAAAAAUUAUAUAUGUAUGUAAUGUAAUAAAUGUAUACGAAUAUAAGUGGUUAUAGGACUUUUCAAAUAAUUUAUAUAUAAUUAUUUGAUGAAAUAUUUUUUCGUAUAAAUCUAAAACAAAAACUGGGAAAUGUUUUAUUAGUAUAAUGAUUUAGGUUUAUUUAAAAUCAGUUUAAGUUAGCAACUAUUAUACAGAAGUUUAUGAAGGCUGAUUACAGAAGGCUGUGAGUGGAAAAAAUGUUUUCGAAACGUUAAAUUAAAUUUUUUUUUAUAUAAACUGAUGAUUCACUAAGCGUGCUCAUCCCAUUUGUUUUGGUUGAAUUUUGUAUAUAUUCAAUUUCUGAUUUUGGAAUUUUUAAGUUUAAUUAAAGUCAAUAUUUUCGAAUACUUAUAUAUUUUAUAACAUUUAAGGAGCGUCCUGUAGCGAUAUCAACUUUCGAUGUCAACAUUUUUGGUUUCCGUCAACCCGUUAACGAGAUAUUCCACUUUUAAGUUUAGGUAGGGGAAAGUAGUGGAGUAUCAUUCAUGUGGCGGCACGGCGCACGGCAUUUUAUUAGUGUUCUACUACUCUCCUCCUACUUAAUUCAAAAAUAUCGGCUUUAAUUACAAUUAAAAAUUCCAAAAAUUAAAAUUUGAAUUUAAUAUACAAAAUUUAAGAAAACAAAAGGAGGUGAGCCCUCUUAGUGCAUCUUCCUGUAUAUAGGUACCCAGCGUAUAAAAUAAUACCUGCGACCUUUAAUUUAUAAAUAGGUAAUAAUAAUAAUAACAUAAAUGUUGUGUUUAUGUUAUUGAUGUGCAGCAGUGUAUUCGGUGAUAGCCAGUGGUCGAUUUAAAGCUCAUUUAAACUAAAGAGGGAGUAGGGUAAAUUAAAUAAAAUUCGAAGGGUCCAAUUUUGUUUAACAGAUCUACUACAAUACAUAAUAUUAUAAUACACUCGUAAUUUUAUUGAUGUUCAAACGUAAGUUUUCUACUUUUUAUGUAAUUUAGAGGGAAGAAAGAGGGGGAUCCGAACCACGAAUGAAAACACACUUCCCAAUUAUCGCAUUGGAUGCCUAUAUAAUUCAAGGAUUAUUUAAACCUCGAAACGGAAGGAUGCAAAUUUGAAUAUUAAGCUCCCAAUUAUUCCAUCCUCAAAAUGUUACAUUAUACGAGUAUAAUCUGUAGGUAUGAAUAAAUUGGCUACAUAAUAUUAUAAAUAAUGCUGUAACUAUUUGUAAGUCGGGCCAAUACAUAUUUAUUUUCAUUACAGUUAUCAUAUACUAUAUACAAAACCAACGGUUUAAUAGUAGUAUAAGUAAAAAUUACGAAAAAUUACGUCCAACCACGUUUCUUGCGGAUUAUCCACAUUGGUAGUAAUAAUAUUAUUUGAAAUAUCAUACACCGGGUGAUUCAUUUAAGUGGGUACACUCAUUAUCUCGGAAAGUAUUAACUUUUACCGGAAUUCGUUUUCUAGAAUAUUUAAGAAACAAGCUGCUCUAUAAUUUUAUAUUUAAAUUAAUUUUUGUCACCCUUAUUUUUGGGAGUAAAACCACCACCUACUUUUGAUUUUCAAAUGGCAACCUAUAUUAAGCAUAUUGGCAACCUUUCCGAGAUAAUGAGUGUAACCACUUAAAUGAAUUAUCUGAUAUGUAUAGGAAAAUUAUAAAGAAAACUACACGGGAAAUCAAGAAAUAUUCUCUCUAAUACACCAACUAAAUCCAAAAUUCAACAAAAAAGGUCUGUUGUCAUUUUUUUAUUGAAGAAAAUUUCUAAUAGAAAAGUUGUUAAUGAACAGACAAAAAACAAAUAAUAAACACAUAUUGUAGUAAAACCAAAUGCCCACGUCUCAGUGAAAGCAAUGCACGCAUCCCUGUGCUCAGAAUUUAAAAGUGCAUAAUUUCUUCAUAAUAUUAUUUUAUAAUAAUUAUUGCAUUCUAAAGUGUAUAAUAUUGUUGUUUAUAUUGGAACGCAGCGAGUACGUGUGCCCUGACCAUUGGACUGAACCUGGGCUGGUUAACAGAUCAGAAAAACAUUACAGAGACCGACCGGCUGGACCAAGAGAUGGUGUUUUACGCGGUGGCGGUUCCCUGGGCGUAUUUCUGCGGUCGCGACAUACACAAGGUGGGCCCGUACCGGACUAUGGUGGUAGCCGUGUGUACGUCCGUUUUGACCGGCGGCGCCGUUGCUCUCAUGGGUCCCUGCAGCUACGCGGUCUGCCUCUACUCGAGCAGAGCUCUGCAAGGCUUGGUAAGCGCUUCGCUGGCCGUGUCGGUACCCAUAUUCGUGGUGGAGAGCGCUAAAGGACUGUAUCACAGUGAGUAUAAACAUUCAAAUACAAUAUCUCUAUAAUUUUAUCAAAACGCGUAAUAAUUUUCAUUGCCGGACUUCCCAUUAUCGGUGUAUGAUCAUUUUCUCAUAAAUUAAUUGAAACAUAAAAAGUCAUCGCGAAACGUGUUUAUACUUAUUUAAAAAGUUAUGUCAAUUUAUUAGUUACAAUCAAUACAUUAAUCACCACUGUAUACUCUGUACAUAUAUUCGCUAUCAUCUAUUUGAAAAAUUGUUCUUACUACUAAGUCGAAAGAUUUGACAUAUAAAUUUAAUCCCUUAGCUACAGAUCAUGAUUCUCUAGUUUCUUCUAUUGCCAACAAAUUAUUUAAGAUAGAUUUGUCUAAUGUAUCGAUAGAAAAUUUACGCCAAGUUAAUGAUGUGCUUAAUUUGUUGGGUAUACAAGUUAAACCUAUUUAA